Clonostachys byssicola is the source of this 3570-nucleotide messenger RNA. The record is from the annotation of a GenBank genome assembly. NCBI's taxonomy places the organism in Eukaryota, Fungi, Ascomycota, Sordariomycetes, Hypocreales, Bionectriaceae.
AUGGUACCGAUCAUGUCUGGUUCACGACGUACCCCGACUGGUCGGCCCCGUGGCCGUCCUCCGGGGACAACCAACGCUGCUCGCGCCGCAAGGCUGGCCCUCCUUGCCGCCUCGGAACCACCACCCAAGAGACGCCGUUACAUUCCUGGCGGCCAGGGAGGCGGAGGCCGCUUCAUGGACGGUACAGAUCCGGACGCGAACGCGAACGAGACGUCCUCGCUCGGCCGAUCGAGAGCCCGAGACACCUCCAACAACACCACCAACAACAACGAAGCCUCCCCAUCACUAUUACCUAAGCGAGCGCGAAGCACGCGCACCAGGGCUACAACGGCCGACGACGAGAUAGAAUUUGGUUCCGCUGCUGCAAUGGCUGCCUCGGUCAAGCAGGUGGACGAUUACAAGCCCCGAGAGGAGCGCGGCUGGGAGGAAUUCCAUCCAAACCUCGACAUCGACCGCUGCCUGCUCGUCCUGCGGGCAGAAGAGGUGGACGGGCUUCCUCUCGAGCCAUCAGCCACCCCAGCCGUACAGGCACCAGGAACACCUCUCAAUGGGUCAUUGACUCCUUCUAAACAACCCAAUCCGGCUUCUACGGGGAACACGCCAAAUCCGCAGAACACAUCAGAACAGGCGGCCGCGGCUGAUGCCCCCAACGGAACACCCUCACGACGGUCUCGCAGACCAACACGCGACGUCGUCAGUGUAUAUAGCACACGACCACUCGAUUUUUCCACAGCUGUGACGCCUAAGACUCCCAAGGUGUUACCGAUCCAGAACCAGACAGCAAAAGAGCGACUAGAUUUGAAAUUACCCUCAUAUCGUAAAACAAAUCGCGUUGAAUUGUUUGAAAGCAAGACCUUUGGCCAAGCACGUUAUGUCGAUAAGGCGAUGAGCAAUGUCGGGUACCAGGAGAGCGACCACUUCAUUCGCCCAGAGCGACAACUAAUCAAGGCUACCGAGACCACUAUAGACGAAGACAUUGAUCCAUCGCUGAUGAAGCCUGAAGAUAACGUCCAGCAUGGCAGACUCGGCCGCGUUGAGUACGACAUGGACGAGCAGGAUGACAUGUGGCUCGAACACCAUAAUGCUCAGCGAAAGAACCAUGAGCUCGAGGCCAUCACUCGGGAGAUUUUUGAAAUAGCAAUGACGAAAAUUGACAAGGAAUGGCAUGCACUGGAGAAGAGGAUCCCCAAGCCGAACCCCAAGCCUCCACAGACACAUCGACCCAGGUCAAGCUCAGCUGUGGCCGUUAGCGGCGAGCCGCAAGCGGGCGACGAGCCCGACAGUAAGUGUGCCAUUUGCGAUGACGGCGACUGUGAGAAUACAAAUGCAAUUGUAUUCUGUGAUGGUUGCAACUUGGCAGUCCACCAGGAGUGCUACGGUGUGCCUUUUAUUCCCGAGGGCCAAUGGCUAUGCAGGAAGUGUCAGCUGUGUGGCCGAGGUGUGCCUACAUGCAUCUUCUGCCCCAACACGGAUGGCGCGUUCAAGCAAACCAACUCUUCUAAAUGGGCUCACCUUCUCUGUGCCAUGUGGAUACCCGAAGUCUGUCUCGGGAAUCAUACAUUCAUGGAGCCUGUCAUGGAUGUGGAAAAGGUGCCGAGGACGAGGUGGAAACUAAACUGCUACAUCUGCCACCAGAAAAUGGGAGCCUGCAUCCAGUGCAGCAACAAGAACUGCUACCAGGCAUUCCAUGUGACCUGUGCAAGGCGAGCCAGGCUCUAUCUUAAGAUGAAGACCAACACGGGGACUCUGGCCGUCCUGGAUGGCAAUGUGAUCCUCAAGGCAUUCUGCGACAGGCACUGCCCAGUCGACUAUACGGAGGAACAGAAGGUCCGCGAGGCCACCAAAGCAGCCAAGAAGUUUUACAAGCGCAACAUGAGAGGCCGCAUAUGGGCAGACAAUCACGCCGUGGCCAAUGUCAUUGCAGCACAGCAACGCAGCGCACUGCCAGACCAGUUCACCGAUGAAGUACAGCUGGCAGGACAGAGGGACAGUGGCAAUCCCAACGACAAGAAGAAGGGGCAGCCGCCAAAGAAUGUAUGGCGAAUGCCCUCGGGGGCGCCCGUCAUUCCCCAUGCCGUCUUUGAAGUCGUUGAUGCCUCGCUGCAGCGUUUCGCGGUGCGAAAGCGCAAGGAGUUCCUCAGCGAAGCAUGUCGAUACUGGACAUUGAAGCGUGAAUCCAGACGUGGUGCCGCUCUGCUCAAACGGCUGCAGUUGCAGUUGGACAGUUUCUCCUCAAUGGAACUCACCCGGCGCAACUUUGCCUCCAUGGGCCCUGAUGGCAAGGAGCGUCUCACUCGCCGCAUUGAGUUUGCUCAGACUCUCCUCAACGACCUCGAACAACUCAAGAACCUCUCUGAAAACUUGGUCGAGAGAGAGCAGCUCAAGCUUGACGCAGCUGAGCUCGAGCAGGAUUUCGUCGAUGAAUGCUACUUCCCCAUCGCCAAACUUCUCCUGCCGGCGGUGGAUAAGGCUAUUUCACUCGACAAGGACCUCUUCAUCGAUGGGUUCAAAACGCUUCAUCAAAGGGUGGAGAAACGCCACUACGUCAAGAUCCUCGCGUUUGCCCAGGACAUUGGUGAUAUUAUCCUUCAAGGCAUACUCUCGCCCCCUGAGACCCGCGUCAAUCCCGAUCAUUUGGAGGCACCUGAUGCCUCCCCAACUAAGAAUGUGUUCGCGGAUAUUCGUGAGCGUCGCAAGCUGGGCAAGCGUAUCUUGAAGGCAAUUCAACCUCAACUUGAAGCUGCUCUCAAAAUUGAGUGCGAGAUCUCCAAUGUCUCCUUUGAGACACUCCAGAAAGAAUUGGAGGCUAGAAUCGAGACCAGUCUGGGGCAUCAACAGCCACCGAUUGUGGUUCAGAGCCAGUAUAAUGUGGUAGAAGAGGAGGAGGAGGAAGAGGAAGAGGAGGAGCCUGAACAAGAAGAGGAGGAGCAGCAACAAGACGAAGAAGAUGACAGUCACGAUACGAUCAUGGUUGAUGCGACACCAUCAGAAAUUACGGUGAAGGCACGGCAGUCGGAGGAGGCGCAAGAUACCGAUGUCGAAGCUAUGGACAUCACAGUUCAUGUGAGAGGCUUGGAUGGCGGGAGCAUAGAUGUGAAUACAUCUGGACUCGGCAUCACCAAUGGUGACAUCGAGGUUUCCGAGGACAAGAUAACGCUGGAGCUCGAUCCACAAUCGGAGACUCCUCCAGGAAGUACCACGUUUGUACGGACAACUAAUAGGAGGCACAAGGAACCCCCAACACCGCCGCAAUCUAACGGUAGCCUGGGCAAGGAGUCUGACCCUCUUGCAGAAGGUGGUGUGCUGUGGUAUCUGAAAGAAUACCAGCCCCGUGGAACCUCCAUCGUGGGAGACCUCUGGGCCGCGGGGAGAGAUGCGGUCCGGAUGCUGAGUGAGGACCUCACUGACCUGGAUGACGACGAGCUUAAGGGGCUCGGCGCAGACGUCAAUGGGGCCACCUCCAUGGUGGUGGACACGGAGAUUGAGGAGACCGUGACAUAUCUCAGUGUAUCAAAAUCGCGGGCGACCACGUCGCCCCGGAAGCGGAGGACAUCGACUAGGAGGAGAUGA